Molecule: messenger RNA, 1512 nt
Organism: Symbiodinium sp. CCMP2456
Lineage: Eukaryota; Dinophyceae; Suessiales; Symbiodiniaceae
Source: the annotation of a GenBank genome assembly
AUGAUCCAUGUGAUCUACGAUGCACGCUGCCCCGUGUGUGUGCGGACCAUACAACUGGUCUCCUACCGGGAAGAGACGUUGCGGACGGGAGGUCAGUCACCUACCGUGCAGCUUCAUGCUUGGCCAGAGGGCAAAGAAGUGUUCCAAAGGCUGGCAGCCUCCAAGCGGCCGGCCACUCUUGCGCAGAGGGUUUGGGCCCUGCUGCCCACUGGGCUCGUGCUCGGCUCUUGCCAGGAUGACCCGAUGCGCCUCAUCUACGAGAUGGAGUACUUGGCUUUCGUGCGGCUCCCCACCCAAGAGAUCCGUCAGCGUGUCGACAGCGUUGCUGUGCUGCCACUGCAGCAGCUCAAGCAGGCUGUCCCCCAAAGGGGACCGGGGCGAUGGUGGCGGCAUGCCGAAGCUUUCCGCCUAGCAGCUGCUGCUUUGCAGAAGGAGCACAUUGCAGUGCUGGAUGAGUUCCUUCCUGAAGAGACCUGCCGUGCCCUCUCUCGCGGUGCCUUGGCAUCACGGGGCGAGAUGGUGCGGGGAGCCACCGGAGCUGCCGGCAAGGCCCUGGCCAAAGGCAUGGAAGAGCUGCAGAAGGUUCUCAACGAGCCAAGUCGUGGCGAUGUGGUGAAGUUUUCGGAUGAUGGCAACAUGCCAGGAUGCCCAGGUUUCUUGGAGGCGCUUGAUGCCUUGGUUGAAGGACUGCAGGGAUGCCCUGCAGUCGCCGAUCGACUGCAGCAUGUCGACUGGGCCAAUGGAGCGAUGUUCGCCAUCUACCCGGGUGAUUCCUCUCGCUACAUCAAGCAUGUCGAUAACACUCUCGGAACAGACGGAAGGCGGCUUACAGCUGUGCUCUACCUCAACGAAGACUGGAAACCAGAGCACGGCGGAUGCCUUCGAGUAUUUGAGCCGACGAUGCAGAGCUGCCAGGUGAAGUGCGACGUGGAGCCCGUCUGGAACCGCCUGGUUGUAUUUUGGUCCACACAGGAGGUGCCCCAUGAGGUCCUCUCCAGCUUCAAGGACCGGCUGGCGGUCAGUGUCUGGUUCAUCUGCGGUCGUGAGAGCCUCCGGAAUGAGGAGUCCUUCCAGCGUCUCUUCAACCCGCAGAAACUCAGGUGUAUCGGCCAGCGCAACCGACGCGCAUGUUUGUUGCGAGCCGCAGAGACCGAAGGCGAAAGGGCCGCUCUGCAGGAGCUUCCGCUGGAGGCGACGUUCUCCCCUGCGAAGCUGUCAAUCCUCAGUCGCCGCUUCCGAUGGCGACGGGAGGAGGACGUGGAGCGGGAGCGGGACACGCUUCAAGACGUCGCAAUCCGCAAUGCUGUGGCAAAGGCGCUGACAGGCCAGCAUCCUGCAGCAGCCUUCGCCGUAACGGCAGAGGCAGCACAUCCCAAGCUGCGUGCGGAGCCUGUGCGAAGUGGUGAGCCGUUGCACUUCGAGCUGGUCGAAGACAGCGGCUCGCAGCCCUCCAAGCCCUUUACGCACUUGUCUGCCCGCAGGAUCCCAGUCACCUUCGGCAUCGUGGACUAA